Messenger RNA from Acanthosepion pharaonis, 2640 nucleotides. NCBI's taxonomy places the organism in Eukaryota, Metazoa, Mollusca, Cephalopoda, Sepiida, Sepiidae. The record is from the annotation of a GenBank genome assembly.
AUGGGUGUGGUCAUUAAGGAGAUCAGAACAGAAGACACGAUUUCUUUUUCUUUCCCUCUCAUCAUGGUCCAGAAGUACCUGUACAUAGCAAUGGAGUCAGCAGAAAAGAGUCGAUAUGUGUGUACCUUGGGUCCUGAAUUAAUAAAAAAAGCUGAACAAGAAUUAAAUGAAAAACCACAGUGGAGAGAACGAGAUAUUCAAGCGCUGAGAGACAUGGUUUUAAAGCAUCAAGGCCUGAAUGCUCGCACUGAUGAUGCCUUUCUACUUCGCUUUCUGCGUGCCCGCAAAUUUGAUUAUGAUCGAGCAUACAACUUAUUAUUGAAUUUCUACAAGAUGAAAGCAGAGAAUCGGGAAUUGUUUGUUCAUUUGAAGCCAUCGACAGUGCGACAUGUUCUUGAUGCAGAUGUUGUCUCCCCUUUGGAGAAUCGAGAUAGAGAAGGGCGAAGGAUUAUACUUAUCAAACCAGGAAAAUGGCAUCCUCAUAAGUUUCCAAUAUUUGAUAACUACAAAACCUGGUUUGUAAUCUUAUCCAAACUAAUUGAGGAUGAAGAAACCCAAGUAAAUGGCAUCAUUGCCAUUAUUGACAUGAAAGAAUUUGGUUGGGCACAGGCCAAAGCCAUGUCUCCUUUUUAUGCCAAAAAGCUUAAUUCAUUAAUACAGGAAUGUUUUCCAUUGAGAAUUAAAGGCAUCCAUUAUAUUAAUGAACCUAGCAUGUUUGAUUUUGUUUUUUCUAUCAUCCGACCAUUUUUGAAGGAAAAAAUUGUCAAGAGGUUAUAUUUCCAUGGGCAAAAUGUGAAAGCAUUACAUGAAUUUGUGUCUCCAGAGUAUUUGCCUCAGGAUUAUUAUGGCUAUCUUCCUGUCUCUGACAAUCAACCUGCUUCUUUUUCUGCCAGUUUCCCUAUUUUCUGGUUUACCGCUUUUUCCAACAUUUUCCCCCCUUUUCUGGCCUGCUUCUUUUUCCGACAUUUUCCCCCCUUUUCUGGCCUGCUUCUUUUUCUGACAUUUUCCCCCCUUUUCUGGCCUGCUUCUUUUCCGACAUUUUCCCCUUUUCUGGCCUGCUUCUUUUUCCGACAUUUUCCCCCCCUUUCUGGCCUGCUUCUUUUCCGACAUUUUCUGGCCUGCUUCUUUUUCCGACAUUUUCCCCCCUUUUCUGGCCUGCUUCUUUUUCCGACAUUUUCCCCCCUUUUCUGGCCUGCUUCUUUUCUGACAUUUUCCACCUUUUUCUGGCCUGCUUCUUUUUUUGACAUUUCCACCCUUUUCUGGCCUGCUUCUUUUUCCGACAUUUUCCACCCUUUUCUGGCCUGCUUCUUUUUCCGACAUUUUCCACCCUUUUCUGGCCUGCUUCUUUUUCCGACAUUUUCUGGCCUGCUUCUUUUUCCGACAUUUUCCCCCCUUUUCUGGCCUGCUUCUUUUCCGACAUUUUUCUGGCCUGCUUCUUUUCCGACAUUUCCCCCCUUUUCUGGCCUGCUUCUUUUCGACAUUUUUCCCCCCUUUUCUGGCCUGCUUCUUUUCCGACAUUUUCUGGCCUGCUUCUUUUUCCGACAUUUCCCCCCCCCUUUUCUGGCCUGCUUCUUUUCCAAAAUUUUCCCCUCUUUUCUGGCCUGCUUCUUUUUCAAACAUUUUCCCCCUUUUCUGGCCUGCUUCUUUUCCGACAUUUCCCCCCCUUUUCUGGCCUGCUUCUUUUCGACAUUUUCCCCCCUUUCUGGCCUGCUUCUUUUUCGACAUUUCCCCCCCUUUUCUGGCCUGCUUCUUUUCCACAUUUUCCCCCUUUUCUGGCCUGCGUCUAUUUCCGACAUUUUCCCCCCCCUUUUUCUGGCCUCGUCUUUUUGUGCCAUUUUCAGCCUUUUCUGGCCUCGUCUUUUUGUGCCAUUUCCCCCCCAUUUCGGCCUGCCUCUUUCUCCACCAUCCCCCCAUUUCAGCCUGCCUCUUUCUCCACCAUCCCCCAUUUCGGCCUGCCUCUUUCUCCACCAUCCCCCCAUUUCGGCCUCCUCCUUUUCCAUUCCCCCCCAUUUAAAUGCCUCUUUUUUCCGUCAUUUCCCCCCAUUUCAGCCUGCCUCUUUUUCCGUCAUUCCCCCCCAUUUCAGCCUGCCUCUUUUUCCGUCAUUCCCCCCCCCCCAUUUCGACCUGCCUCUUUUCCGUCAUUCCCCCUAUUUCUUCCUGCCUCUUUUUCCGUCAUUUUCCCCCCUAUUUCAGCCUGCCUCUUUUUCCGUCAUCCCCCCCAUUUCGGCCUGCCUCUUUUCCGUCAUCCCCCCCCCCAUUUCGCCCUGCCUCCUUUUCCAUCAACCCCCCCAUUUAGGCCUGCCUCUUUUCCGUCAUUUCCCCCCUAUUUCCCCCUCUUUUCCCAUCAUUUCCCCCCCUUUCAGCCUCUUUUUCCGUCAUUCCCCCCCCAUUUCGGCCUGCCUCUUUUCCGUCAUUUCCCCCCAUUUCGCCCUGCCUCUUUUUCGCCGCUUUCCCUCUUUUCUGGCCUGCCUCUUUUUCCUUUUUCCUGCCACUUUCCCUCUUUUCUGGCCUGCCUCUUUUUUUAAUCUUUCUGGCCUGUCUCUUUGUUCCUUAUUUUCCCCCCUUUUAUGGCCUGCCACUUUUUCCAUUUUCCCCCCUUUUAUGGCCUGCCAUUUUUCCCGCCAUUUCCCCCCUUUCUGA